UACGACUACCUGUUCAAGCUUCUCCUCAUCGGUGACUCCGGUGUCGGAAAGUCUUGCCUGCUGCUGCGUUUUGCCGAUGACACCUACACCGAAAGUUAUAUCUCCACCAUCGGUGUGGACUUCAAAAUCCGGACCAUCGAACUUGACGGCAAGACGGUGAAGCUUCAGAUUUGGGACACUGCUGGUCAGGAACGGUUCCGGACCAUCACAUCCUCGUACUACCGGGGCGCCCACGGCAUCUGCGUGGUGUACGACGUGACCGACAUGGACUCUUUCAACAAUGUCAAGCAGUGGCUCCAGGAGAUUGACCGCUACGCUACGGAGGGUGUCAACAAGCUCCUCGUUGGCAACAAGAGCGAUAUGGAGGACAAGAAGGUUGUGGAAUACACAGUGGCCAAGGAAUUCGCCGACAGCCUUGGAAUUCCCUUCCUGGAGACAUCUGCCAAGAACGCGUCGAACGUGGAGCAGGCGUUCUUGACAAUGGCACGACAGAUCAAGGAGCGCAUGGGCACGGCCACGGCGAACAACAAGCCGACUGUGCAGGUGGGUCAGGGCCAGGGCGUCCAGUCCGGCUCGGCCGGCGGUUGCUGCUGA
This is a messenger RNA of Penicillium riverlandense, 594 nucleotides long. RefSeq names its product Rab family GTPase YPT1. The transcript is spliced from 4 exons. NCBI's taxonomy places the organism in Eukaryota, Fungi, Ascomycota, Eurotiomycetes, Eurotiales, Aspergillaceae. The annotation marks the transcript as partial. Gene Ontology annotation, molecular function: GTP binding; GTPase activity. The record is from RefSeq and is a predicted model, not a curated record.